AGAUUUCCCUCCACUGUCACUACACCCUUUAACACCCAGCACCACACCGCAUCCCAGUCAAACAUCGGUCUCCCUUCCAACUUCACGCCUCCGGCUCGUUCAUUGAAGAUAGCCCGGUACAAUCUAGGGAAGCGGAAGACCGUGGAGUCCCCAUCAGCUUCAGAUAACAACACGGUAAAGCAUGGAAUCCACGCUAAGGCCACCAAGUAAUUCAAGGCCACCCGUGGUGAUGUGGAGAUGUUGGACGUAGAAACGGAAGCGAUUGAUUUAGUCGAAGUAGGCGCAAUGGACGUCACACUCACAGAGGAAGUUCCAGCGGAAGACAAAGCGUACAAGUCUUCUGCCGCCACCAAGUACAGCACCUUCACUGACCCAGGUCAAUCAAAGGAGCUCGAAGGCACCCUAGAGGCCCUAGCGUCGGACUUCGAGCAGCACACAAAGACCUUCGUUUGCGUCCCGGAUUCCUCCGCUGAGAAGGAGGCGAAGGAGCAGUGCCGCAAAUUCGCACGCGUCCGGGAAGAAUUCGAGGCCAAGCUGGACCACCUAGAUGACGAGCGGGCUAGGAUCUUGUUGAAGCGCGCUAGGAAGCUGUUUAGCCAUAUUCUCGCGCAGCGCUUGGCGUCUUUGCCGUCGAUUGAACAGACAUUGGCGCGGCUUGAAGAGCCGGAAGGGUAUGAAUCUUCGGCUGAAGGCUCUCCUAUAGAGAGAACCGCCGCUCUCAAGAUGAGCUCUGCCUCGAAUCGGGCCAAUCUUAUGUUCAAACUCCAAGCCACGAUUGCUGAGCUCGAUGCCGAUAUCAAGCGUAGUGUCUAUCUUAUUAGUAUGCAAAAGGCUAGCCUAUCUCGGUGGUCCUCAGAAAAAGAGGUCGAGAAUUACGAUAACGCGAGCCGCGAUCGUUACUUCAAGACCAAUGAGCUAAUGGAGGAGGUCAAGGAGGUAGGAGACGAAGGAAUUCCUGAAGCAGGCCAAGAGCCUCGUCGUUGUCAACGAAUCGGAGCGCGAAGAGGGUCAGCCGCCGAUCAAGGGACAGUUGGGGUCCGUUUCAAGCUUAUGCAAGCGGGGUAUCGAUCAGUCAAAACGGUUGACCGAGGAGGUUCACUUGUAUUCAACAUCACAAACGAGACAAUGGCAGAAAAAAAAGGGCCAGGGGUUCUCGGUCCAUCCGAAACGGUCGCCGAAGACGAAUGGGGAUUUGCGACUCCCUCCAACGACACAGCAGAUCAGACUCCUCAAAGUUUUCAGCAUAGCCUCGAGGAAGAUGAAUGGGGCUUCUCAACUAACAAAACUAGCGGUGCAGCGCCAAAGCCCAAUAAGCUUGAUGACGAAGAAGAUGAUUGGGGGUUUCCUGUUGACAACACUGGCGAGGUUGCACCAAAGCCUGACAAGCCUUUCGAAGAAGAAGACGAAUGGGGAUUUGCAAUUAACGGCACCAACCAAACCGCCGAGAACGAAGCAUCUGACCUCCUGAAGAAAUGGGGGUUCGACUCCGAGCCCCCUUCUCCAACCGCCGCCUCCAAGCCCAGCGACGACUCUCCCGGAGCCGCUGAAUCUCUUUUCGAAGGUUGGAAAACCGCAACCAGAACGGGAAACGUCGGAACCUCGCUAUCAACCUUCAUAACGAUCCUGUCAAGCCUCGACAUCUCUGGCCCAGAACACCUCCUCAUGUUCAGCCUGAAAGAGAAGGCGGUCAAAAUAGGUCAAGGGUCCCAGUUCACCGUCUUCCUCGACGCAUCUGCCGCCAUUCAGGAUGACCACAGCGGGAAGAUUGUCGAGGGGAAAGGCAAAGUGGUCAAGCGCGUCCGAAUUUCGAAAAUGGCGUUGAAAAAUGAUGAAGACUUGGGGUCGAAUGAGCAAUAUCUACAGACGCUCCGGCAUCUAGAGCUUGAGGUCCUCAGUCUGGGGCUGUUGCGGCAUCGGAACAUUGUGCGAUUACUGGGCUGGGGAUACGACUAUGAGGAUCGGUACACGCCGAUUCCGAUUUUGUUCAUGGAAGCUGCGCUUGCACCCCUGGAUGAGUUUCUGUUAUCGGAGAAGAAGGGUGAGGGCCCACUGGUGGCGCUGGGGGCCAAGAGGUGGGACGUCAAGUACCACUUUGCGCUUGAUGUCGCGGCGGGGCUGGAGGCGAUACAUGGGUUAAACAUUGUGCAUGGAGACGUAAAGCCAGAAAACGUGCUGGUGUUUCGACACGAUGAUCUGAAGAUUCCUUACGUGGCGAAGCUUAGCGACUUUGGAGUGUGUGUGGAUAUGAGAGUUGAUGGGCAAAGGGUCACGCCGGAGUCCUACCUUGGCACUACAUCGUGGACUGGCAGCGAGGUUGGGGUCGGCCAAUGGAACGAUGACGUGCAUGGAAUUUUCACGCCGGAGUUGUUGAAAAAUUUCGAUUCGUACAGCUUUGGGUUGUUGUUGCUUUCGAUAUUUGGGGCUUAUGGCGGGUUGCCUGAGAUUACAAAAGAGCCGGGACCACAGAGAGGAUUCGGACUAUCCAUGGAAAUCGGGGAUUCUUUGAAAACGGCGAAGGGAUGUCCUGAAGACAUUUUGAUGCAAGUCAAAGCAGCAUCCAAAAAGCUUCUGGCCAUCAAGCCGGGCGAACGUCCACCCCCUUCUCCAGUUUUGCUGCGAACCGAACUUCCGGCCUACCUAGAGUGGCUUCAAGAAAGCACAUCGGUACAGCAAACGCAGCAAAGGAAGCGUAGAGGCCAUGCGUAUUGGUCUUCCCUCGAUAUGCAUGUUCUCAGAUCUCUGGACCAGCAAUAUACGCAGCAGGAGAAAAGGGGAAAAUCUGGUGGGUUUAGUGGCGAAUCUCUUUUUGGAAUGACGGAAGCUUGCUCGCAGCAGCCAAUUGAAGGAUCCGCCGAUAAAAUAUUGAAGUAUAUCCUUGCAUCAGCAAAGAAAGGUUACGUUCCUGCAAGAGCAAUUUGUGCAAAGGUAUAUGAAGCAUUUGAUCGCAGAAUAGAUGUUGACGAAAAGACGUUGAUGCAGUGGGAAAAAGAGGCUGUGUUGGAUGGCUUCAUGUUUUAUCGUCAUCCCUUCCUAGAAGAGGAGAGACAUGAAGAACAGCGACAACAGUUUAGGAGAAACGGUGGCUACUGCGACGACGCUUUUCUGGGCAUGGCCCCCAUCCUCGCAACGGCACGAGACGUGAAUAGGCUCGCAACGUGGCUUCGCAAAUUCAGCAUCGAUUAUGCUGUAGAUUCCAUCGGAAACACCAUGAUGCAUGCCUGCGCUGCUCUUGGGGAAAUUGAUUCCGUCAGGAUCCUUUUAGACAAAUCAAACGCGGAACUUGUCAACGAGAACGAAGAGACACCACUCUACAAAGCUUGCCAGGCCGGCCACACGGCUGUCGUCCUACUACUUCUUCGCAAUGGUCAUCGAGCAACCCCUACCAAGGAUAUGUCGAUUUCUCCAUUGCACUGGCUUUUUAACUUUCCUGAAUCGGACAUUCCUCAAAUUGCAGAUGCAUUGGCUAAGAGCGGAGGGGUUGAUGUUAACCAUAUGAUCAAGCCGCCACGAUACUAUGGAAGAACGCCAAGGUAUCUCAUGAAGCACUUCCCUUUCGAAUUUCCACUUGGCAGUCCUUUUCACUGGGCGGCAUUCGCGAGAAACAAAACUGCACUAGACGUUCUUCUAAACCUGGGAGCUAAUAUCGACGCUACAUAUGAUAACGAGAACCAUGGAACAACGCCUCUUGCUCAAGCCGUAUGCACUGAAGAUGCACCCUUAGUCGCCUAUCUCCUAGGAAAAGGUGCCGACAUUUCCGUCAAGAACAAAGAAGGCCGAAAUCCCCUCCACCUAAUGAGCUUAGGCGCCGGGAACGAUCACGUACUAUCAUCUGGGAAAUGGGAUAGUUGGGUCAGACACGGAAGUUGGGGAAAAAGCGUUCAGUCUGCAAAAGACGUGGUGCAUCUUCUCGUCAAAGCAGGCGUCGAUAUCGAAGGCCGAACGAAUACAUGGGGGAAACGCACGCCCCUGCUCACGGCUUCCGACCCGAUCUACAGGAAGGAGCAUGUUGUCCAAGCACUUCUAGACGAAGGCGCAAACGCGGAAGCAAAAACUGAGAGAUCAGAGGAAAAUGUACUACACCUCUGGUGCUCGACUGAUCCGAGUCUGCUGCGGUAUCCACACAUGUAUAAGAGCUUAUUUGCGUACAUGAUUGAAAAAGUGAACGAUUUAGACAGUCAAGCAGGCGCACUAGAGGAAACGGUCCUUCACGAGAUGGUAAAGACGCAAAUGCCUGCAGAGAAAUUGUUCGAGUACAUCGAACUACUAUUUGCGGAUCCGAAGCAUAGUCCAAAUAUAAACGCGAGGAACCGAGACGGGAAUACGCCGCUCAUGGUGGCUUGUCUGGGGCUCCCAAAGGACAUCGUUGAGAGGAUCAGGUUUCUUCUCAAACACGGAGCGAGGCCAAGUGACAUGAAUGACUCCCAAGAGAACUUUAUCCUACGUCUCGUGGAAAAUUACACCCUCAUGGAUGCGGACUCCCUCUCAGCCUUGCAGCUGCUGUUCUCUCACGAAUCCUUCACGCCCGAUGUUCUCCGAAAGUUCAUCAACGAAACAAGCUUUACGGCUUUGACCAAAUGUGCUGCAGAAGGCCGCCUAAGAACCUUAUCUUACCUCCUUCAACUCGGAAUGGACGCCAGGGUCAACGAAAAGGUGACUAUACGAGGAACCGAGACAACCACUCUAGACGAGGCGUUCUUCUCGGCCAACUCGGCACGGUUCGUAUACAUCGGUCACGCAAGUGAGCUCCUUACCAAGGAAGAAAUCGAAGAAGCCGAUCAAAAGAACCGACUUUAUACCACCAACGCCGGCGUUGUAGGCCGCUAUGGUGGAGCUUCGGCUGCGAGAGCAAGGGAGGCUUACUGGGCGUAUCCGGAGAUUUUUGCGCUUCUUCAAUCCCAUGGUGGGUUGCGAAUACGGCAGGCCGAGCAUAGAGGCCCGUCAUGGAGAGAUGUGAUCGACCUUCCGAUGUUGGGGAUGACGAAGGAUACACAACCUAACCUCGAUCACUGGAGAACGCUUUACGACCUGGAGGAGCUGGACGAUGGAUGGGAAGAAGCUGCGUACGAAGAGUUCAAGGACCAGCAUUCAUAUCUUGACGAGGACGAUCUUGAAACAUUGGAAGUUCCUAUUCUGGCCUUUGAGCAAUGGCCAAGGCUCGUGGAAAUGCUUAGUGGGAAAGACGGUUGGUACAGAGGCAUUCUCAGAGAUGGGAGGAGUGUUGAGGUCAAGAUGGAUGCAAAGACGCCGGGCGGAAUAGAGCAGGUGAGAGAUUUGAAAGGCAGGAAGUUGAGUGUGCCGGAGCUACUUAAACGAGGGUACUAA
This is a messenger RNA of Mytilinidion resinicola, 5322 nucleotides long. Its product is annotated as ankyrin. The coding region runs from base 238 to 5322 and encodes 1694 amino acids. NCBI's taxonomy places the organism in Eukaryota, Fungi, Ascomycota, Dothideomycetes, Mytilinidiales, Mytilinidiaceae. The transcript is spliced from 3 exons. Gene Ontology annotation, biological process: protein phosphorylation. The record is from RefSeq and is a predicted model, not a curated record. Gene Ontology annotation, molecular function: ATP binding; protein binding; protein kinase activity.